AUGUAUCGGCCGGACCUCCUGGCAUUUUUACUGCCUCUGCUGGCUGCGCCGGCCUAUGCCGCAGAGACACUCGACUGCGCAAAAAUACGCGCUGAUGGACAUACUUUCGACCUCUCCAAGCUUGGUGGACCGCACUCAAUCGUGACAACGCGGUUCGUGCCCAACCCGCCGGAACACUACAACACGACUUAUACGCUUGAUAUCUGCAAGCCCUUGAAAAAGAGCGGUGAUAACAAGCCCGGAGAAUGUCCAAACGGCACAAGAGUUUGCGCCAUUACACAUCUUCUCGACGACAGCGAUAAGGUCACAAAAGUUGUUGCGAUUGCAGGAAACCUCGAGAACGCUGGCGGUUCUCGAUUCGAAGUUACUCCCACGCGACUCAAGACAAGCGAAUCUACUUCCGAUAAACAGAAGGAGGGCGUGCGAUUGGUUCUAACAGGAGGCAAGGAUCCCCUCGGAGGCCCUGUCAAGGAGAGGACGAACCAAAAGGCUAUCAUCGAAUUUAUUUGUGACCCCAAGAAGGAGGGAACCGAAGGCGAGUGGGUAGUGGAGGGGAAGUCCAGCAAGCGGGCUGAUGAGAAGGACGAUGGCGAUAAGAAGGACGACGACAAGAAAGAUGACGACAAGAAGGAUGAUGACAAGAAGGACGACGACAAGAAGGAAAAGGACGGUGAUAAAGAUGAGGGCGAGUCUACUCUUGAGCACCAGCUGAAGCACGACAAUGCUUCUCUUAUCUGGGAUGGCUUUGAGGACGAGAAGGACGCCAGAGUCUUGCGUCUGACAUGGUACACGAAGUAUGCUUGCGAGAAGCGAGAGGAGAGUGGUGGUGGUAGUGACGACGACGGAGACAGCACAAGCUCUCACUGGGGCUUCUUUACCUGGGUCUUUUUCAUCGCUUUCUUGGGCAUCGCCGGCUACCUCAUCUUCUCAUCGUGGAUCAACUUCACCCGUUACGGCGCCCGAGGCUGGGACCUUCUCCCCCACAGCGACACCAUCCGUGACGUUCCCUACCUAUUCAAAGACUGGAUCCGUCGGGUUCUCAACACUGUGCAAGGUACGGGCAGUCGAGGUGGAUACAGUGCAGUCUGA
Fusarium sp. VM40 is the source of this 1089-nucleotide messenger RNA. The record is from the annotation of a GenBank genome assembly. Lineage: Eukaryota; Fungi; Ascomycota; Sordariomycetes; Hypocreales; Nectriaceae.